Messenger RNA from Nilaparvata lugens (brown planthopper), 3625 nucleotides. RefSeq names its product corepressor interacting with RBPJ 1. The transcript has 7 exons. Gene Ontology annotation, molecular function: transcription corepressor activity. Bases 158 to 1477 code for a protein of 439 amino acids. The record is from RefSeq and is a predicted model, not a curated record. Gene Ontology annotation, biological process: negative regulation of DNA-templated transcription. Lineage: Eukaryota; Metazoa; Arthropoda; Insecta; Hemiptera; Delphacidae. Gene Ontology annotation, cellular component: nucleus.
CAACCGUUCUGCUUCUGCAAUGGCGGAACACGGAAAUUAAACUGAACUGAACUGCUGUUUUGAUUGACAAGAGUUUCUUUCUUGUAAUAAUUCUUUUUAGUUCAAUUCUAAAAGGAAGAAAUAAUUUAAGUAUCUAGUGCUUUAAAAAUCCAUAAAAAUGGGUAAAGGCUUCAAUAAUUACAUGUGCAAAAAGUUUUUCCAUCCUGCAUCAAGAGACAACCUAAAACGAGUAUGGAUGGCCGAACAAAAAUCAGACUCCUACAAGAAAAAGCAAGAAGAACUGCGUAUGCAAUAUGAAAAAGAACAGGAUCUCUACAACAACAAAGCAAUGCUGAGCAAAGAGAGCAAAGACAAGCUGAGUGUGAACUUCAUGUACGAACCUCCGCCUGGAGCAAAGAAAGAGAGAGAGCGUGAAGACAACGAGCCUGAGUACAAAUUUGAGUGGCAGCGAAAGUUCAAUGCCCCUCGUGAGGACUACUGCAAAGGAGACUCGGAGAUACGAGACCAGCCGUUCGGUAUCCAGGUUCGCAACGUGCGCUGUAUCAAGUGCCACAAAUGGGGUCACAUCAACACAGACAAGGAGUGCCCCAUGUACAACCAGGCCAACAGUCAGGCCACGCUCAAUGACGCCGACCCAUUAGUGCUGAUUCAGCAGAUGAGGGAGGAUGGCCUCACUAUCAAGCGGGGCGUGCUCGAGGCUCAGCAGCAUUUGAAUGUGCAGCGGAGGGGUGUCGAGAGGGACAUGAUUCCCACAGAUGAUGAGGCUGAUGACACAAUCACACCGAACGAGAAAGAGUUCCUCAAAUCACUCAGCAAAAAGCAGAAACUGAAGCUGUUGAGGAAGCUGGAGAGAAUGGAGGAACGGAAAGGAUCGAAGAAGAACUCCGACAAGAAGAAAAAGAAGAAAUCGAAAAGUAAGAAGAAGGAUAAGAAAUCCGGGAAAGAUCGCGAAAGGAAUGGACGUCAUUCGAGUGAGGAGGAAUCUUCAAGCGAAGAAGAAGAGGAAGAGGAGGAGUGGGUAGAAGAGGAGAAGGCGAACGACGGCAAAAGAGAGAAACGUCACGAAAGACGGUCGAAAGAGGAAGUGAACGAUAAGAGAGAUAAACGUGACGAAAGACGGUCGAAAGAGGAGGAGAGGAGAGAGAGAAAGGAGGGAGAAAGAAAGAGGAAGAAACGAAGUCAGUCAACGUCGGAUGAUUCUGAGGAUGAGGAGGAGAGGGAGAGGAGGAGGGCAGAUGUAAAGAAGGAGAAGAGGAGGGAAUCUCAUAAGAAUGGAAAAUCCUCCAGUAGCAAGCACAGGAAAUCGAGAACCAGUGAAGAAACAGAAGAAGAAGAAGAAGGAAGCAGUGAGGAAGAGAGAAGAAGAGCAGCGAAAAAGCACGCGGACAGAAGGAUGAAGAAAGAAAAUGGGAGGAAAAGGAAAUCUUCUACGGAAAGCGAUAGUGAAACAGAAAAUUCCAAAAGACGUAGAAAGUAAAGACAGUAUCCAAAGAAAAACUUUGAAAGAUAAUGUGAUUGGUGAUUUACUGUAUAAAAUUGUGUUUGUGUUAAUCUAUUCACAAUCAUUGCUGCUAAAAAAUGUGGAAUGUAUCAAGUUAAUCUAUUGAUAUAUAUUAUGUAUGAUAAAUGAUUAUUGUAGAUCUAUUGAAUAUAUUUACUAUUGUAAAAAUGCUGUAUUUAUAGUAUGAACAUAGACUGUUCAGUAGAACCUCAUCUAUUAGUUUAAUUAUAAAUUUUGUUCAUCUAAUAAUAUACAUUAUUAUGAUUAUAUUAAUGAUUAUUGUUCAUCUAUUGAAUAUAUUUAUUAAUGUAAAGAUUCUGUAUUUAUAGUAUGAACAUAGACUGUUCAGUAGAACCUUAUUUAAAUAAGUUAAUUAUAAAUUUUGUUCAUCUAAUAAUAUAUAUUAUUAUGAUUAUAUUAAUGAUUAUUGUUCAUCUAUUGAAUAUAUUUAUUAAUGUAAAGAUUCUGUAUUUAUAGUAUGAACAUAGACUGUUCAGUAGAACCUCAUUUAUUAUUUUUUUUUUAUAAAUUUUGAUUUUCCGUGUUGUAAAGAAUUAAAUGUUAUUGAAACAGAAGACUCCCAUGAAAAAUCAAGUUGUUUAUUAUGAAUGAAGUUGUAACACAUUAAUGAAUGAAUUUAAAGGACUUGAGGGUUUAAAAGUAAGAAUGUUUUUAUUCCUUUGAAGCAUAUUAACAUGGCAAUUGGAAACGUCAGUAUAACAAUAAUUAUUAUAAAUUGAUAGAGUACAUUUGCAGGAAUACCGUUAAAACAACUAUGGCCCGGUUGCACAAAAGCCAGUUAAAUUUCAACCGUGGUUAAUUUCACAACAACCAAUCAGAGAAGGCGUUUUUAAAAGGUGGCUUCUCUGAUUGGUUCUCUUGGUUUUAACUAUGGUUGAAUUUUAACCGGCUUUUAUGCAACCGGCACAAAGAGUUCGAGUUUGUACUUCAGAGAAAUUGUACUACAUUAAAGAAAAUUUAGGAUUUCAAAUUUGGAUCUUCUACGAACGUUUUCUCAAAAUUAAACCGGUUUAAAAUUGAGUGUUUUUGAAGGUUGUAAUGCUUUGGAACUUAUACGCAGAGAGAGACUAAUUUCUUUGUUCCUAAUAAAUUGAAAUUAAAAUGAAUUGAUCAUUUAUUGUUUUGAGAUCCUUUGACAUAUUCAAAAAUAAAUACAAAUAGAUACAAUUUUGUAAUAUAAUAAUAGUAUAAUGUAGUAUUAUCAAAGUUGUUGAUUUGUAUAGGCCUAUGUAAUAGUACUAGAAGUUGUCUAUUAUUAUCUCUGUGGGUAGAUGACACAAGCUGAUAAGUCAUGAUUUGUAAACUUUUCAGGAGAGCAAUUUGAAAGUUUGGCAUAGCUGCAAAAAUUAUCUAUCAUAUUUUUUCUUACCCAUUUUACACUAAUAUAAUCAGCUGAUCUUUGACUAUUUAAAUAUAAAAUAUCAAGGAAUAAAACAUUUAUUUAAAUUAACUAUGGAGAAUUUUCGCAAGUGAUGUCAGAGAUAUCAUGUUUUGCCAUCUGCCAAAUGUUUCAAAUCACAAUGUAACAGUAUAAGGAAUAUCUUAAAAAUCAAUUAUUUAGAAAUUUGAAUAUAUUUUUCAACAAUUAAUUGAUAUUAUUUACAAGUAUUGAUCACGUUAACCAAACUUGAACUGUUUGCAAAGUUGUAUGGGUUAUGUAGUUCUCAAUAUAGGUUAUUGAUUUUCAGAUUUUAUAAUAGCCUACCAGUACAUACACUUAUCAAAUUCUGCCAUCUUUUGAUAAUUGGAUUAUAAUACAAACCGAUAGAAGAGUGUUGAGAUAUAUGUACUUAUCAAUAUUUGUCAACUUAGGGAUUGGAAGAAAAUGCUCGAUCAGGCUUGAGCAAGGCUUAUUAUCUCAGCUAUUUACAGAGAUACAACAUAUUUAGUUAUAUCAUAUUCUUAUAGAUCUAAUUUUUCUGAACACAACCAUAUGCAUAACUCAAUAUGGUCAAAAAUGUGACUUAUCAACUUGUGUCAUCUACCCACAGAUCUGUAAAAAUGAUGUUAGUAUGUACUGUAUAUCUAAUAACAAUAACCUCUAAAAUCAAUUUCAUGUACUGUACUAUUGAUAAAUAAAUAUGAAACAUAAUUUUAUAGCAA